UAUUUUCGUAAAUAAUCUCAAGCAUUGUAAACUAAAUAUAUAUCUUUUUCACAGAUAAUACUCGCAAAUAUAUUUAGAGUUCAGAAAUUACUGCCAACUCAAAAUGUCCCUCAGUGGCAUUUAUUGCCGCCUCGCCGCAAAAUUAUACGAAUCGAGAUCCGGAGCACCAGAGAUGAGAUGACGCGGAAUUCGCUUUCGCCUUAUGUGCCGCUUCCAAAAUUGCAAAUUAUUAAAAUUAUUCCGCGAUAAAAAAUUAUUUUUGCUCGGUUAUUAUUCGCACGCGCAUCGCCGUAAUUACACGGACCCUUCUUCGAUGCCUUGCGUAAUAAAUCCGUGCCGGGCGGACCGCAUGGCGCGUAGACACAGCGGUAGCUACGGAAGAGGCCGCUACAGCCGCAGCUGGCGGUCGACCGCCUCGAAAUGUUGAUGCUAAAUAAAACUCCUAGCUGCUUGGGCCGAUGCCACGCGCUCUAAUUUCCACGAAGGCACGGCCGGCUGUGGACGUGGUGGCCCGGGGUCUGCCACGUCGCAGGGCGACGAGCGCGUGCGAUAGAUCGCCGAUCGAUCUAGUGAUUCUUUCGUCGUUGCGAAGGACCACGGGAUCGAAGACGGAGGAGUAGCGGGUGAAAAAAACGCCAGGCCGUUCGCCUUGGGCUUCUUGGACGCUCUCGCUGCUGCGUGUCGACCAAAGCCGGAGACAGCAUCAUCGGCGGACGGUGGAUCAAGCCUCACAAGCAACGUCCGGUUCUCGCCUUUUCCAUGUGAAGGGCGCAUUGUCAUGGCUGUCGCCCUUUUGGGCAAGUGCGUCGCGCUGCUAGGCCUCGUCGUGCUGCUCUACGCCACUUGCUAUGGCUUCCGGAUACGGGACAUUACGCCGCAGACACAUCCGGCUGUCUGUACACCCGCGCACGGUAAAGCCUGUCCUGCGGAGAAAACGGUGACGACGACCGCGGGACCGACGCGAAAAUGGCAGGAGUUGCGGACUGUCGCCGGCGACCGGAAACCACCUGCCGAGUCGUCAGGUGUCGAGAGUAUCGUCGAACAUCCAAGAGACAAGAGCGCAACUGGACGUACGCCAAAAGGUUCCAGAAUAAAGAAUAUCAAGGUAACCGACGACGAUGACGAUGACGACGAAGAGGAAGUGGAAGACGAACAGGAGGAUGAAUCGGUGGAUUCCGAAAGAGAUCAGACGGAUAAAACAGAAGACGAUGACGAAGAAGAGGAAGAAGACUCUGAAGCUGAGGUAUCAGAUGCUGAGGACAAGGAAGAGAAAUUGAAGAAGGAGCUCGCUCGUGACGACGAUGAUGAUGAAAGUGAGAAUGAUGACGAAGAUGAUGACGAAGAUGACGAAGAUAAUGAUGAAGAUGACGAUGAUGAUGAAGAUGAUGAUGAUGAUGAUAAAGAUGGAAACAUUGGCAAAAAAAUUCUUAAAAAAGAUCCGAAGAAAAAAAUAGAAGAAACCAAGAUGCAAAUUAAAACUGCGAAAAUUGUUAAAAAGGCGAAAUACACUAAAUCUGAUGAGGAUGAGGAUGAGGAUGAUGAGGAUAAUGAGGAUGAGGAUGAUGAGGAGGAAGAAAAAAAAGAGAAAAGAAUAACAACAAAGAAAGAUACCCAAAAAGUAACAGAAUCGUUAAAAAAACAAAUUGGUACACCGCAUAAAAAACAAGAUAAAGACAAAAUUCAGGUUUUGCAAAGUGACGAUAACGAAGACAACGAAGAUGAUAAAGACGACGAAAACGACAAAGACGACAAAGACGACAAAGACGACGAAGACGACGAAGACGACGAAGACGACGAAGACGACGAUGACGAAGACAAAGAUGACAAAGAUGAAGAUAAAAAGAAUGAUGCAAAAGAAACUACCCCAGCACCUAGAAAGUUAGAGAAAGUGAGGCUUGCCGAUAAAGAUAAGGCUAAGAUUGCUAAAAUGUUGCCCAGCAAAGGUGAUGAGGAAAAACCAAAACAAGAAGAUAAAAAAUCAGCCGAUAUCGCAAAACCAGCAGUUGAGAGCGUGAAGAAAGUAAUCGAAAAACCAAAGAAAUCCGAACCAAUCGAAAGUAUAAAAAAACCAGUCGAAAGUACGAAGAAAUCAAUCGAGACUGCGCGAAAACCAGACGAAAGUGCCAAAAAAUUAUCUGAAAGUACGAAGAAAGUUGAACCGGCUGCUCCUAAGCCUAAGGCCGAAACUCCUAAAACCGCAACAAAAGUAGACGAGAAAUCGAAAACGCGCGUGAAACCGGAAACUUCAACACCUGCGCCGAAGAUCAAGGAGCGAGCGAAGGAAGCGGAUGUGAAAAAAGUAACAGCGAAACCAACUUCAAAAUCGAAGCAAGUUCCGCAAGCGGAGAAGCGAGAGACGAAGCCGAAAACGAGUAAGCCUACAGACGCAUCUAUUACAUUGUCCGAACUGAAUGAUGCAAUUCUGCAUGUGCCGACCUUCGUGCCAAAUUUUACGAACGUUGAGAAUCCCGAAUGUCAGCAACAUGGCAAGAUAUUCCUGCGACAAUUGAGAGGUUACAAGUUGUGGGCGCUGCAAAUGUUAGAUUCGAGCGCUAAGAUUCCGUCAGGCUUGCUGCGAGGAAACAUGAAUCAGCUCGGGGAUUACGAUCAAUGCUUGGGUGUGUUGACGCAUGUCAAAAUAGAUGAGAAGACGAUAAGAAUUCAAGGGAAAUAUUGCUUGGCUACUGUGGACUUGUACGCUUCGCAUCCAGAUAUGAAGUUACCGGUCAAUCUAAUGCAAGCUCGCGCCUUUAUACGCGGAAACAUGAACGACCCAGGUCAUUUCAUUCCAAAGUUCACUACAAUUAAUUGGGCGCUAUGCCUGCCCGCAGCGUGUUCCGCUAAUGAUGCUGAACGUGCGUUCGAGAGUGCUUUAGAAGAAUACAAUGGAACCAUUGGAAUUAAAUUUACAGUGAACGUCGAUUCAAAUAUGUGUUACGUCAAACAGAAGUCUCAAGCUUACUCGAAGGAGACAAUCGGCGUCUUAUAUUUUUACGCCAUGAUUGUUUGUCUCGUAAUUGUAGCGACUGCGAGGGAUUACCUCGUGGAAACGCAAGGAAAAGGAAAUUAUUCUGAAAGGAUAAUCAUGUCAUUUUCCUUACGGAGGACCAUUAAAGCCUUAUUGAAGGAAGCGACGGGUACCGAGGAUAUUACGUGUAUCCACGGAAUAAGAGCGUUGGCUACGAUCGCUCUUUAUGUCGCUCAUCAGGUUAUAAUAAUCUCCCGGAUACCGCUUAGCAACCGUAUUUCUCUUACCGAGAUCGCCAACAGCCCGGCCAGUUCUGUUAUGCGAGUAUCGUUAGUUUACACGGACGCGUUUCUGCUGUUAAGCGGCGUUCUGACCGCUUACAACAUGGCGAAGGAGCUAAAGAAUCGCGGUGAGAUUCGCUGGUUUUGCCGUUUUAUCGCCCGAUUUAUCAGACUUUCGCCAGCGUUGCUCGCGAUCGUGUUCUGGUACGCUUUCGUUAUGGAACACGUCGGUUCGGGACCGCAGUGGAACAACGUUAUCACGGCGAACGCGGAACUCUGCAAGUACAACGCGUGGACGAACCUGCUGUACGUGCAGAAUUUCUUUCCGUUCGAAGAAAUGUGCGCCACGCAUACUCAUCAGUUAGCUCUGGACAUGCAGCUGUCGUUCGCAGCACCCAUUCUAGUCUUCUUCCUGCAAUAUAAACCCUUAAUUGGUGUUUUGCUAAUCAUCUUUCUCAUUUUGUUAUCUGCCACGCUCCGUUACAUAGCGACAAUCAACAAUUAUUUGUCUCUCGUCAUUUUCCACGGGAUUUCGCUGAAGCGCCUUUACAGGACAGCAAAUUUAACAUACGCGUUGCCGUUGCACAGAGCCACGCCGUAUGUUUUCGGCGUCGGCCUCGGUGUGCUGUUGCAUUACACCGGCAAGAACGUCCGCAUUCACAAGGUGUUAGUGAUCUUGGGCUGGCUAAUCGCGUCGGCUUUGGGUUCAUGGUCGUUAUUUUCACCCUGGCACCAGGCCAGACGAGAUUACGUAUACGACGUUGAAGAGGCAGCGCACUACGCAGUGAUCGGACCGGUGUUGUGGGCCGUGGCUCUGUGCUGGUUGAUAUUUGCCUGUUUCACGGAACACGGAGGUGCCAUCGACAGAUUUCUCUCCAAUUAUUGGCUGAUAAUCUUCAGCAGGAUAUCGUACGCCGUGUACUUGACGCAAUUCGCGGUGUUUUUCUACAAUGUCGGGACCACGAGAUUUUCCACGGAAUUUCAGCUUCACAGAUCAAUCGAUCUACUGGAAUUAGCAAUAGUGUUAGCCGCGUCAAUCGUUUUGACGUUACUUUUCGAUCUUCCGAUGCAGGACGUGAAGAGCGUCAUAAUGGAGAGCAUGGACGCUCUGACAGUCGAAGCUGUCGAGGAAAAGAAGACGAGCAAGGAUGAGAGCGCCGCGGAAUCCGCGGAAUCCGCGAAAGCGGUCGAGCGUGCGAAUGUUUUCGAGGACGACGAAAUCGCGUCCACUGGUUGGGAUUGGCAGAAGGAUAUAGCUCACGGUGCUACGAUUCUCGAUCGACAGGACACGGAGGAGGAAAUAAUGGACGUGCCGAUAUUAAAGAAGGCGAAUGGAAGGCGAAUGUCGUUCAUCGAUCGCGAAACGUACAACGCCGAGGACGCGUCGAGCGGAGAUCGGGUCAAAGCGACGGCUAAAAGACCGUCCAGAGACAACACGGAGAACAACACGGAGCGCGGCAAGAGGGGUCAGAGAUACGCGACGGACGAUUCCGAAGAGGAAGCCAUCGAGCUGCUGAGAAGUCAGCGGGAGCGCGAGAUCGCGACUCAGCGCAGCAGGCGUUCGAGAAGUAAAGACAGCAAGAGAUUAUCGUCGAGAGAGAGCGAGAGCGAGGAAGAGCGGCAGCGCAAGAGGGAGAGCGACGACGACGCGAGACAGUUUAGAAGAUCCGAAUCGCGAGGAAGAACGUCGGCCAGAGAAGCGGACGAUCAUCGUUCCUGGGAAUUCGUCGGGAAGGAAAGUCCGUCGGCCAGGGAGCCGCAGGAACCGAUAUCGCGACAGGCGAAGCCGAUCUCGCUUGCGAGAUCAGCGGACGUCGCGAGGAGAGCGUUCUCCUCCGAAAGCGAGGAGAGCUCGUCGACUCGCGGCAGAACGCAGCCGGAGCGCGUGCCGAGCUCCGACGCGAGGACGAGCGACGAGGAGGAGUGGGAGCACGAGCUGAGGAUACGGAGACAGCAGUUCAUGGAUAAGCUGGUCACUCAGCAGCCGGCCGAGGACGAGGAGGCUAAAGGCAACGCGGAGCCCUUGAAGCGCAGAUCUUCCGCGGAGGGUCGAAUAGCGCUGCUGAGCGACGAUCUCUCGGUCGAAGACAAUAUGGACUCGUGGACCGUGAGCGUUGGGCCGCAAUUCACGUUACUCAGUUCUUCUCAAGAACCGAGCGAGACCGAGGACGACGCAAUUUACAUGCGACGCAGGGACUAUCGCGAGCAGGGUCCGCCCUCGCGAGAAGAGAGCCAGAGCGAGGAGGAAAGUAGCCAGGAGACUUCGAGGAGGCAGUCUUACACGAGCGGCAGUCAGAAGACGUCCCUGGAAGAGGAGGAAGAAGCCAACUACAACUUCGUACUGACGAAGGACAGCAAAAAGGAAUCUCUGCAGGAUCUGUCGAAACUGUCGCAGGAGGAGCUGGUGAGCGCCGCGUGGAAUGCGGCGCGGAAAGAAGGCGAUCCUCCGGCGAGACCGGCGUCGACGGGAUUAUUCAAGCGGGAGUCCAUCGUGAAGAGUCAGGCGAGCGAGGAGGACCCCGAGUACCUCCUGCCGGAGAGACCCAAGUUGGUGCAGCAGGAGCGCGAGCAUCCCUUCAAGAAAGCCUGGCAGGAGCAGAAAUCCAGGUCAGAGGAGGAAGGAUCUUCAGCGUACGCGAUAAAGGAUCCCAAGGAGGCGCAAUCCGAGGCAAGAGCGAAAGAGCAAGGAGCGUCGCCGGUUAAGCGCGAGCGCAGCGGCGAGCAGUCCGACGACGUCGAUUCGCUCGCCGACGACGAAGCGGAAGGUGCCGUGAUGCUGCGAGGCGGCAGUACCGACGCAGAGGACAAUAGAGCCAGCUCGAAAUCCGGCACGGAUGAGACGGACUCGGUCUCGACGGAGUACAGCAGAGCGACGCGCGAGGAAGAUCACAGGCAGAGCUCAAAAUCUGAGACCGACGAGGAUUCCACGAGAUUUAAUUGGCCCGAUGAGGAGGAGGAGGAGGAAGACGAAAUCUACAAGACCGACCGCAGGAGGAAAUCGGAGGAAGCGGAUUGGGAGUGGGAGCGGGAGGAAACUUGACGAAGAUGAUUUUAGACGAUAUUGUACAGAGAGUGACUAUAUCUUACUUUUAAGUCGAGUCGAAGGGGAACGACGAUCGGAUCAUGGCGUUCGAACGGGGUGUGCGAGAAAAUUGCGUGAAGAUUGUGAGGAAGAUAUCCGAAAAAAUGACCGAGAUUUAUAUUAAUCGUUAUAAGUUAAUAAAUUAUAAAGGAAA
Molecule: messenger RNA, 6485 nt
Organism: Linepithema humile (Argentine ant)
Lineage: Eukaryota; Metazoa; Arthropoda; Insecta; Hymenoptera; Formicidae
Molecular function (GO): acyltransferase activity, transferring groups other than amino-acyl groups
Source: RefSeq, a predicted model, not a curated record